AUGAGAAUGACAACACCAACAAUUGACUGCGCCGACUCGCAACACGCGAAAGAGGCGCUGUCGACGUGGUAUGAUAGGGGUUCCGACGCAUCAUUCGCCCACGUCCAAGGGCCCCUCAGAUUCGGACCCCGCGAGAGGGCUGACGUGGUAAAGGUCUUGCGAGAUAAGGCGGCGGCCUCUAACGAUGAACCGGAAAUCUUGUACGUGGUAGCAUCGCCACGCCAUGUCAAUAUCGUAAACGAGCAACUGCAGCCAGGCCAUGCCUCUGCAACGGAGACGAAUCGAAAGGUCACCGUCGACAUCAUACAGUCGAAUUGGCAGAGUACAAUCCGAGAAGACGACGGGAGGCCGGCGAUCCUGGUCUUCGAUGUCCAGGAGGAAUGGGAUGCCCACUUUUGCAUCGCCAUGGUGGAGCUGUCCUACUUCGUCAAAUCUUGGUGUCAAGACUGGCAGGCAAAGCUGCGGAUUGUCUGGCUCUCGUCGGCACCGUGGGAUCCUCUGAUCAGCCGGAUCAUGUCGAUAUCGCAUGGGGAAGGUGACGGAGUAUCGAUGAUGAGAAUGCGCCUGUCGGGAGCACGCGAAAGUUUCGACAAUCUCCGUUGGACCGUGUACAAGGAGUCGUGCGCAGACGAGAGUCAGUUGCAGCUGAUCGCGAGCAAUAUUCUCGCAGACCACCUGGCACUACCGCCAGGGGACAGACGCAGCGCUGUCGUAACGGUUGUCAUCCCCAAAGAGGAGUUGACAUCGGCUAUCACGGCCAUCGCCGCGGAUGCGGAGGAAAUGUCCGGGAUCGUGAUCAAACAAGUCCCAAGCACAUAUGAUAUCAAUUCGAUGAGAUGGGAGGCCGAAUUUCCACCCUUGCGCCAUCUGGUGCUCGGUGGCGAGAUGAAUGUAGACGCCUGGCACCCCAGCUACAACCAAGUCAUCGCAGUCGACAGAGUCCUGUCGACGGCCGCCAUUAGGCUUCUCGCGGCCAUGGCAUAUGCUGACGGCGUAGAUCCCACCAAGGUGACACUGCACACGUCAGUCCCGCCCGGACGCCUUCAUCUCGCGGAGCAGCCCCGCAGAUUUGAAGAGACACAAUUGGCCUCUGUCAUCGCGGCGUCGUUCGCGAAGCUCCCACGUGCCGACAUCGAUGUGCUGAAGAGCGUCCUCUGCACAGACGUCCAGCGCUGGGAGACAGCCUUCCACUGGCUCCGACUGGCUCGGUUCAUCGAACCGUCCGAUUCUCACCCGGGGGGUUUCGCGAUGGCCUCAACCGGAAGGGCAUCUAGGACAGCCACGUGGCUGUUCGUGGUCGACUACGACUUUUCUCUCGCGCACUUCCUCGCUGCCAACGACGACAGGACGCCACUGGAGUCGUUCGACGCCAUUCUCGACAUCGGAUCGAUUUUGCUCUCAAUCAAGAGAGUCAACGAGGGGCUGGUUAAAUACGAUAGCCGCCGACACAGUGAGCAAAUGGACAGGGGUAUCAGGCCGGCGACGAUCGCCGACGUCAUGGAUCGCGAAUGCUCCGAUAUUCCACCAGGAAUCUCCGCCACGGGGUCCAUGUGGAUGAUGCUGGGCCUCUACCGCCGCGUGCUGCGAAAGCUCAAGCAGGGCACCCUGAUGCCCGGCAAUCGUUUCUGGAACCCCGAAAAUGAGCUUUUCACAGUCAAUAUCGGUGUGCUUAUGCACGCGCAGAGAAUUGGAUCGGGUUUCCGACAAAUGUACGAGAGGUUGGGGAUCACGCCUCGUACCGAUGGAACGAGGCCCUCUAGACUCACCCAAGAUGACGUCGACUUCGUUCGGACCGCUAUGGUCGAGGGCUGGGCCCACCGGCACGUCCUUGCCGAUUACAGAAACACCCUUCCCGAUGGGAGACCGUUCAUGUUCUCUCCAUGGACGGGGGGGGUGUACAGGCACAACCUGUCCAAAGGCACAGGCUUCUUUCCAGGCGAAUCUUUCUCGACUGAUUCGGACGGUAAGGCCUUCAUCAUUGGGACGUCUUCAGUCAUCAAUCAAGGGGACGUUCUGUUGAAGCAUCCUACAUGGAUCCCUAGCUGGAUUGUAAAUGAGUGGAUGGUGGGUCGGGAUCUACAGUUGGACGACCUAUGGCCUCCUUAG
Messenger RNA from Colletotrichum destructivum, 2106 nucleotides. RefSeq lists its product as uncharacterized. The record is from RefSeq and is a predicted model, not a curated record. The transcript has a single exon. Bases 1 to 2106 code for a protein of 701 amino acids. Lineage: Eukaryota; Fungi; Ascomycota; Sordariomycetes; Glomerellales; Glomerellaceae.